AUGGAUUUCAAGAGAUUUAUCACGAAGGUCUCGAACAGACGAAAGCCUGGUAUUCUCCGGAAAUGGGCCAAGAUAUUCAUGGAAACCCCAAACGCGAUAAGCCUGGCAAACGGAAUGCCAAAUGACAAGACAUUUCCGUUCGAAGAGAUUUCUAUCAAGUACAAAGGGGGCCAUAAUAUCAAAUUAUCGGGGGAGGAUUUGCGUUGGUCCCUUCAAUAUGGACCAUCACAAGGAUAUUUACCACUGGUAAAGAAAAUGAGGGAUCUUCAGGAAUAUUGGCACAAGCCGAAGUAUAAUCAAUGGGACGUACUUGUUACACCUGGAUCGAUGGAGGGUUGCAGCAAGGUUUUCGAGAUGACAUUAGAAAUCGGAGAUCCUGUGAUGGUUCAAGUCCCGGCUUACAAUGGAACCCUAAACGCGCUAACACCAUUCAUGCCAGAGUUCCUCGAGAUUGCGCAAGACCAUGACGGAAUAAUCCCGGAUGAGAUCAUGAAAAUCUGCAAGGAACGAUCGCGAGAUGGUAAAUCAAUGCCAAAGAUAAUCUACGUAAAUCCAACGGGAGCCAACCCGACGGGCACGGUGCUAAGCGAGGAUCGAAGGAAGAGGAUCUACGAACUGGCUCGAACGUACGAUUUCUUAAUCGUCGAAGAUGAUCCAUACUGUUUCAUCCAUUUCCUAGCGAAACAGCCGACGUCGUUUCUCGAACUGGACACCGAAGGUCGAGUGAUACGUUUGGACUCGUUCAGCAAAACUCUUAGCGCUGGACUCCGAUUGGGCGUCGUCACGGCUCAUACGGACUUUAUAAAAAAAUUACUCUUACACAUGGAGACCACGUGCAUACACGCUUCAUCCAUGUCUCAGAUGUUGGUGUACAAAUUGUUGGACACGUGGAGCAUGCAGAAGCUGGAGCAGCACUUCGACGAUAUCCAAAGAUUCUAUCGCGAAAGACGAGACGUUAUGUUGGCUUCGAUCCAAAAGCAUCUAACGGGGUUGGCAGAGUGGGACAUUCCGGACGGCGGAAUGUUCGUUUGGAUAAAAGUGAACGGACUCGAUGACGUGAUGGAAUUGGCGACGAAGAACUGCGUCUCCCAUGGGAUAUUUCUUGUUCCUGGUCACGCGUUUAAUUGCGAUUUCGGGAAACCCGAUCAACAUCUACGACUCUGCUACAGCUAUGCAACCACAGAAGAAAUUGAAAAGGCGAUGUCGAUUCUGGCAAUGUUAAUACGCGAAGAGAUUAAAAAAAAAGUGGGAAAUAAACAACCGUACUAGCACAUACAGAAAUGUAUUUUUACAUCUAAAUGGGACGUACGGAUAUAUGACAUUUUAAAUAUUUUGUACAAGAA
Molecule: messenger RNA, 1343 nt
Organism: Dufourea novaeangliae
Lineage: Eukaryota; Metazoa; Arthropoda; Insecta; Hymenoptera; Halictidae
Product: kynurenine/alpha-aminoadipate aminotransferase, mitochondrial-like
Exons: 8
Coding region: 1-1269 (422 amino acids)
Biological process (GO): biosynthetic process
Molecular function (GO): pyridoxal phosphate binding; L-kynurenine:2-oxoglutarate transaminase activity
Source: RefSeq, a predicted model, not a curated record